This is a messenger RNA of Rhagoletis zephyria (snowberry fruit fly), 8049 nucleotides long. It is a transcript of the gene chb, whose product is annotated as CLIP-associating protein. NCBI's taxonomy places the organism in Eukaryota, Metazoa, Arthropoda, Insecta, Diptera, Tephritidae. Gene Ontology annotation, molecular function: microtubule binding. Gene Ontology annotation, biological process: mitotic spindle assembly; establishment of mitotic spindle localization. The record is from RefSeq and is a predicted model, not a curated record. Gene Ontology annotation, cellular component: mitotic spindle; basal cortex; kinetochore.
UUUAAAUCAUUUAAUUGGUUAAAAUUGCAAUACACCUGACAUUUGAGACUGAAAGCCAUGAUAAAAACUAUAGUGAAAUAAUAUUAUUGUAAUAAAAUUAUUUCACUAUGAUAAAAACUACCAAAACUGAUUACAGAAAGUACACAAUUGAGACAUAGAAGUCGUUUGAUUUGUGUGAGUUUUAUGUGCCACUUCGAUGGUUUUUUUUACAUGUUUAAACUAGUAAUUGGAGGGCGCAAUGUGACCACAUCGCAAUGGAGAAACUUAGCUUGCACCUUAAGUAUAUAAGUAUGUAUGUCUUAAUGAUGUUUACUUCAGUGGUUGGAGCGAGUGCCGCUACGACGGCAUUGUUCAUAUCUAUUUGUUUAUUGCUCGUCCAAUUGAAAUCAAUUUGGGAUCACUUUGACAUUUCUUUGGCCAAUUAUCAACGCAGCGCGUGCAGUGAGAUUUUCUCUGCACCUCCAUCCGUCAUCAAUUCGUGCACUGCUGUCGGUGGGGACAUGUUUGUACGUUAACCGGCAACGUUUGCCAAUUUGUUUCUUUCAGUUCAAGUGAGAAUCACUGAACAAAACGAUACUUAUAAAUAGAAAAUUGCGUAUGCAUUAAAUUCGAUGUUGGAGCGAUGACGAUGGCAACGUUGACGGCCGCUGUGUUGUGGUUGUGUAUAUGUACAUAUAUGUUUGUAGUUCGUGUUGCCUUGCGCCUCAUCUACACACAUACAUUUGUUAUACCCUCAAAACGAAAAGUUGGCGAGAACAUGUUUUUUAUAAAAUUUGUAACGUAGGGUAAAUGGAUGUCAAAACCACUUAAUUUGGGAGUGAAUUUAAUUGAAUUAAUUUUGGAACAGAAAAGAAAAAAAACAAGCAAUAUGUAUAAACAAAUUGAUGGACUUUGAAACUUGCCAUUACGUCAUUAUUGUAUUUAACUUAGUAAUGUGUAAACAUUGUUUGCAUUUCUUUACCUACAUAUGUACCUAAUUGUUAAAUUGGUAAAGGUUUUUUAGAUUUCGAUAUGCUCACAAAUCAACCUCUUAAAUGGUAUAUGUUAUCUUUCCACUGUUUAUAUUUUAUUUGCAUUAUCGUUGCUUUGGCAAUUGGCUGCUUUGUUGAUUGUAAUAGAGAUUUUUUUUAGCAUUUUCCAUUUCAUUGUUCAUACUUAUUGUACUUUUCAGCCAGAUAUUCUCAAUAAACACGCUGGCAAUUAUAAUUCUCCAUAAAAGUAAAGGAACAAUAAUAAGAAAGAAUAAAAGAGCACAACCGCAUAUAUUAUUCGUGUAAAGAAAUGGAAUAAAUCACUAACGUCGUGGAAGUAAUAUCGUAGAUUUUUUUUAUUUUACCCAAAUAAGUAAAUUCAUAUGAAUAUAAAUAAUAAAAGCGGAUCAAGCAGGCGGGCGGUGGGGCGAACGUAUGAAAAUAUUGAACAGACUGAGUAUACGCCACUCUUAGAUCUCACACACACACACACCUUAUAGCCACCUUUACAAAAACAGAAACGAACGAAGCCGUGCUCCAUAGCCGGUAGUUCCAUUUUUUGCUCUUUUAUGUACAUACAUACAUAUAGUUUUUUGCUACAAAGCCAGGAAAGAUGAUUCACUCGCUAAAACCCAACCGCUCCCACACUCGCGUCAUAUGGUCGACAGUUUGGUGGGUCGAUGUCAGCUGCGGUAACAUUUAUCUAUGUUAUGUAUAUGCAUAGUUGUCAAAAGCAUAACAAGUAAAGAAAGUAUAGAUAAUAACUUUACGGCGUGUAGCCGUAGCCGCACACUAAUUAUUUACUACCCUCAACAAAAUACGAAUACUCCAAAAAAAUCACAAAUAUGGCGUAUCGCAAGCCGAACGAUUUGGAUGGCUUCAUUCAAAUGAUGCCUAAAGCCGAUAUGCGUGUCAAAGCUCUGCUCGCCGAAGACUUGGUCACAUUCCUGAGCGAUGAGUCAAAUUCGAUUGUUUGCAUGGAUUUGGGCAUGCUUGUGGAUGGUCUUAUGCCUUGGCUAACUGGCAGUCAUUUUAAAAUAGCACAAAAAUCAUUGGAAGCAUUUUCAGAGUUAAUCAAAAGACUUGGUCCUGAUUUUAAUGCGUAUAACGCAACCGUGUUGCCUCAUGUGAUCGAUCGUCUGGGCGACAGCAAGGAUACCGUACGUGAGAAAGCACAAUUGCUGCUGCAAAUUGUAAUGGAAUACAAAGUGCUAGCACCACAGACCACCAUUGAUAAGCUUGCAGUCGCCUGCUUCAAGCACAAGAAUGCCAAAGUACGCGAAGAGUUUUUGCAGACCAUCGUGAACACGUUGAACGAAUAUGGCACAUCGCAAUUGAGUGUACGCACCUAUAUACAGCCUAUUAGCGCAUUGCUGGGCGAUCCUACGGCCACCGUACGCGAUGCAGCUAUACAGACGCUGGUGGAGAUUUAUAAGCAUGUUGGUGAUCGAUUGCGUGCGGACUUGCGUAAAAUGGAUGAUGUACCCACUACCAAAUUAGCGAUACUAGAACAGAAAUUCGAUCAAAUUAAAGCAGAAGGUCUAUUGCUGAAAUCGGCUCUGCAAACCAAUGCAUCCGCCGCCAAUAAUGGUCACGAUGAGUCCGACAACGUGAGUGUUCGUGAUCGUCCGACGAAAAUCGUUAAGCGUACUGUGUCUUCGACAAUGCGAAGUAAGCCCAGUGCACAGGAAUCGAGUGCAAGUAGCGAUGCUGGCGCUGUCACUGCUGAAAUAUUCGAAUCGACUUUCGAAAUUGUGCCACAAUUAACUAUAUUUCAUCCAAAAGACAUGGAUGACAUUUAUAGGAAUAUUAUUGUUGUAAUAAGCGAUAAGAAUGCCGAUUGGGAGAAGCGCAUAGAUUCGUUGAAGAAAAUACGUUCACUGUUAAUGCUAAAUAUACAAUCGCAACCGCAAUUCGUGGCGCAAUUGAAAGAUCUUUCAAUACCAUUCCUCGACAUAUUGAAGGAGGAAUUGCGUUCGCAGGUUAUACGUGAGGCGUGCAUUACAAUCGCUUAUAUGGCAAAGACACUACGUAACAAAUUUGAACCUUUCUGCGUGGCUAUCAUGGAGGCACUUAUAAAUUUAAUUCAAAAUUCUGCCAAAGUUAUCGCAUCGUCAUCGAAUAUCGCACUCAGGUACAUCAUCAAGUACGCACAUUCGCCGAAAAUGAUAAAACUUGUUACGGACACACUACAACAAUCCAAAUCGAAGGACAUUCGGGCCGCUUUGUGCGAAAUGCUUUGUUUAAUGUUUGAUGAGUGGCCAACAAAACCCAUGGAGCGCUGCUCACAACAACUACGUGACGUACUCAAGCGCACGAUUGCGGAUGCAGAUAAUGAGGCACGUCGUCAUUCGCGCCGCGCUUAUUGGAAAUUUCGGCGGCAUUUCCCGGAACUUGCUGAUCAGAUAUACACAACGCUUGAUAUUGCGUCGCAACGUGCCCUAGAACGAGAGCGUGAUGGUGGCAAUGUGCUCAUCGAGGCCGAACGUCGAUCUGCAGCGGCAGCACCGCGAUUCCAACGUUCACCCGGUUCAAUACAGAAGCCGGCGGCGGGCAUGCGCAGCGUGUCCGCAGUAGACACUGCUGCAGCCCAACGUGCCAAAGCACGCGCACAAUAUUCGUUUUAUCCACGCAAGAAACUAAGCACUGUUGGCAAUGCGCCUGCUGCGACAUCUAACAGUACAGGCACUGCAGGCACAGCCUCUUUACCACGUCCACGAUAUAUGGGCGGUGCCACAACGACGGGCGUAGGUACACCUGCGCCGUCAAAUGUAGCAAUUGCGGCGCGUACACGUGGCCGCGCUGGAGUAUCGCAAUCGCAACCUGGUUCGCGUUCCACAUCGCCCAGUUCUAAAUUGCGCGAACCAUACGGCUAUAGACCGAUAACUGGUACCAUACCGAAAAAGGCCUCUGGCAUACCGCGUUCAUUGACCAGCUCGCGGGAAACUAGUCCAACCCGCGUUGCCAUGAAACGGAGUAUUUAUUCCAAGAAUAGCGCUACUAACUCAGCCCGACGCACUCCUGAGCGCAGUAAUCCGCGUUCCUUGUCUGCUGCGCGCAUAUUGCCGCAGAGCCGAGAAGCAGAAAGCGCACUGGCUGACGCGCUUUCACCGGAAUCGGAGCGGGCCAUCGACUAUGGCGAGUAUUCGCGCGGGUAUACGGCUGGUUUGAGGAUGGGUCGCAAAUUGCUGCCGCGCGACGAGUCCGACGACUCCGAGGCAUCGUCGGUGUGUUCGGAGCGGUCGUUUGAUUCGUCAAUGACACGCGGCAAUAAUUCGAACUAUUCACUGUCAGGUUCACGAAACCGCCUGGACUGGAGCUGCACACGCGCACCAUUCGACGACAUUGAUACUAUCAUACAGUACUGUGACUCGUCGCUUUGGUCCGAACGCAAGGACGGUGUCAUCAGCUUGACUCAGUACCUGGCCGAUGGCAAUCAACUGACACCACAACAAUUGCAAGCUGUCUUAGAUAUGUUCCGUAAAAUAUUCGUGGAAACACACACAAAGGUGUACUCAUUGUUUCUUGAAGCAGUUACCGAGCUGAUACUAACGCAUGCCAACGAACUACAGGACUGGCUGUUCGUAUUAUUGACGCGACUAUUCAACAAACUUGGCAUGGAGUUGCUCAACUCAAUGCACAUUAAAAUUAACAAGACCUUACAAGUGGUGCAUGAAUACUUCCCGCCCGACCAACAGCUUAGGGAUGUCUUCCGCAUACUAGCCGAUACAGCGCAAACUCCCUGUACUAAAACAAAAAUAGCCAUACUAAAAUUCCUCACUGACUUGGCAACCAAUUACUGCAAAUCCACCGACUUUCCUUCCGAAGACGGACCGUUGGCGGUUGAUAAGGCUGUGCUAAAAAUUGUCCAACAAGCCGGUGACCCCAAGAGCAAAGAUCUGCGUGAUCAAGCGCGUAAAUGUCUCAUUGCGCUCUAUAAUCGCAGCACACCUCAAAUGACCAAGUUGUUGUCUAGCCUACCUAAGGGCUAUCAGGAUACCGCAAAAGCCAUCAUUCAGUCACAUUUGCGACGAAGCAGUACUUCCGGCACAAAUUCACCAUCCUCCCCGCAUUCAAGUGCCAGUCCUAAGCCGUUACAGAGCCCAUCGCUUGGACCAUUUUCGUCGCUGCAGCCACAGUUCAAUACUAGUCCCCGCUCGCGACAGUCGUCAGUCGACCACGAACUCUACUCGGAGGCUGAUGUUCAGCAUAAUAUACACAAAACAUCCGAGGAGAUCCGUAAUUGCUUUGGUGUAGGUGUCGGCAUUGAGUCAGCCACCAAUAAUACACGUCAGUAUCAUUCGCUCUCCAAUGCCAACGGCUAUAAUGGCUACCUGCACGAUCAGCAAGACUCGUGUGCAUCUUCCAAUUCAAAGACACAGUCCGCCACCACUACGGAAUCGAAUACACCGGAAAGCACUACAAUGCGCUUAGAUGCAAACCUGUUGGAACAACAUCAACGCAUGACCACAAAUGUUGGACUCACAUCAGCAACCAACGCCAACACAGCCGUGGUAAGUGGCUCCACACAUCAUAGCUCUCGUUGCAACUACACCGUCGCCUCGAACGGUGAAAUUGUGCUCGAAAGCGGCUUGACCGAAAGCGAAAUUAUACGCGUGGCAUGUGGCCUCAAACCUGAUAUGCCAGUGGAUCAGCUCCAGCAAGCGCUUGCCAAUUUGGAGAUCUGCAUUAAAGGUGGCAAUUGCGAGCUUCCAAACAAACAUUUCCGCGCGAUCAUGAAAAUGCUGCUCGGGCUAUUAGAAUCACAAACAGCUGAUGUGAUGAUCGCCGUGAUAAGUGUGCUCGGCAAAAUUGUACGCAGCACCAAAAUGAAGGAUACUUGGAUUAACUUCCUUGAGCUGAUAUUGCUGCGCAUUAUCAAUUGUUAUCCGCACAGUAAGGAGACAGCGCGUGAAAUCGAUUUGAUCAUACCGCGUAUUGUAUCUUCGUUGCCACUGAACGCCACCAUAAAUAUUGUAAACCCUGUUAUAGCGACCAGUUGCUAUCCGAUGAACUUGUGCGCUGUCAAGUUACUCACUGAGCUGGCCGACCGUCACGGCGCCGAAUUGACCGAAUUUCAUUUGGAUAGCAUAUUUCCGAAUUUGGCGCGCCUCACCGACGACAGCGAAUCGAUGGUGCGGAAAGCAGCUGUUUUCUGUAUCGUUAAGCUCUACAUAGUGAUGGGUGAGGAAAAGGUGAAACCGAAAUUGUCGGUAUUAAAUCCAAGCAAAGUGCGUUUAUUGAAUGUGUAUAUCGACAAGCAGCGCGGAAGCAGCGGUGGUGGCAGUUCAACGAAAAAUUCAUCAGCUUCAUCAUCAUGAUUGCGUCGCACACAUACGACGGCGACGCGCGAUGAUGUUGCGGACGUAGAUCGGCGGCAAUCACCACAGCAGCAGCAGCAACAACAACAACGAUACGAGCACCAAUAAAUGUACGGCGGUCGUUAGCAUUCUUCGGCACUCAAUCGUUUGUUAAGCUGAUGGAUUGGAACGCCGUCGACUGUGGGGGCGGUGUUGUGUAUAUGUGUAUGUUGUGUGCGUACAUGUUGUGUUUGGAUUUGUUAAAAUUUUCUUAAUCUAGGUAAAGGCAUUAAAUGCAAUACUCUUUAACACAGAUUAAGCAGCUUGCUGGCUUGCUGGGGUGCCAAAGUGGGGUUAGGUGAUCGGGUUGUUGUAAGCGAAAAUCGCUUUAACGUAUUCAUUAUUCCAAAAACGCGCUAAUAUAAUCGGAAAAAUAAGUUGCUACGGAAAAAUUGAUAGUUUGUUUAUAUGGAGGGCCCUUUUAUUUCGGCGCGGCCGUUGGUUAAUGUUUGAAAAUUAGUUGAUUGCAAAAGAAUGCGGCUUAGGAAAUAGUUAAUUAAGUAAGCUGUUCAAUUGCAGUACAACACACCAUCGGCUUUAGUAAGUAUUCCGAGUAAAACAGAAACGGUAUUCUUCAAAAAAAAAAAAGUAUACUUUUCCCGAGUUUCGAGUUUACGAGCUGUAAUACUCGAAACUGGUUUUAUAACCUUGCUUUUUAUUCAACCGAUAUCAGUAGUUUAAAUAAUAAAAUCCAGCACUUUUCAAUUGCUUCUUGCGUUUUGACCUGAUUUGCAUUUAUUCUCGUUCGACUCCACUUUGGCUAAAGCAUGACAGCUUAUGUUAUGAGCGACUGCUUGCGAGUUUACAUUAGAAAUUAAAUAUGUAUUUGCAUAAUUUUACUUAUAAGCAAACAAAAAAAAAGAACAUAAAUAUGUAUAUUUAAAAAGAAAUCCCUAUAAAUUAAUUGAUACUGAUAUCGCUGAUAACUAAUCGUAAUUUGUUAGUUAUAAUAACAUUUAAUUAACUCGAGUGGUAGAAAGAACAAAACUGAAACUAAUUUUUCUCGCACAUUCUUUGUCUCCGUAACUUUAUACAUAAAAUGUUUAAUUAACAAUGCCACACGCCUGUCAACACCUCUAGCAAUGAUUAAUUUGGGCACUUUCUCCGGUUACACAACAUUCGAAUACGAUCGAAAAAAGCUAAAAUAAUUAUUUGUUUUUGUAAACACGCGCUGAUUGUUACGUAAACCGGUAUCUGUAGGAUUUUGUCACUUGCUAUGUUUGAAAUGUCCUAUUUUUAAAAUGUAUUCUAAAUUUUCUUUCCACUUUUUUAUGUUUACUUUAUUUUUUGUGUUGCAUUUUAUUUUGUAAAUUUUGAGUGUAAUUUUUAAACGAACCUCUUUUAAUUAUUACUUGUAUUUCAUGUAAUUAUAAGCUUAAUGAUUUUCUAAAAACGAUAUUUCGACUAUUUACGCAAAACGAAAAUAUUGAUGUUAAAUACAUACAUACAUGUAAAAAAAAAACAAUAAAACUAAAUUUAAUUUCUAAUUGCGUUAAUCCUACAUCUAAGUUAUAUGCAUACUUUAAUAUCUAAUUUGUACAAUAAUUCAGUAAAAGUGGACACUUUCUCUGCGUUUAUUUUUGCAAAAAAAAAAUUAUUCCAAGAAACAAUAAAUAACAAAAAAACCUGCAUAUGUAUGCAGCUGUAACUUUUUCUGCUAAUCAAAAUAUCUAUGAAAAUGUGUUGUGUUUAUAAUCGAAUAAUUGAUAUUUGCAGGG